CAUACCCCCAACUGGCUUCCUGGCCACGCCAUCUCACGACCAUGCCCCUCAUCUUAAACACCGCCGCCGCCUCCCCCCUCGUAGGUCUCGCCUCCCACCACUUCUCCAAAUUCCCCAUAAAGCCCCUUGCAACCUCUCGUAAUUUCAAGCCCUUGUCCUUUCCGGCGUCGUCCUCUGCGCCCUCGCGUCUCCGCCGAAUGAGUUGGCUCGGGAAGCUAGGGCUUGGCUUCGGCGGUCGAGGGUCCCCGACGGAGGCGUCGUCGGCGAUCGCGCAGAGCCCCGACGACGACGUGCCGGCGGCGGGGCAGGAGUUUGCGCAGUUCGGCGCCGGCUGCUUCUGGGGUGUUGAGCUCGGCUUCCAGCGCGUGCCCGGGGUGACCAAGACCGAGGUCGGGUACAGCCAGGGGAACGUCCACGAGCCCACCUACGAGGACGUAUGCACCGGGAUGACCAAUCACUCCGAGGUGGUCCGUCUGCAGUACGAUCCCCGGCAGUGCAAGUACGAGGACUUGCUCGACGUCUUCUGGGAGCGGCAUGAUCCCACCGCUCUCAAUCGCCAGGGAAAUGAUGUUGGGACUCAAUAUCGCUCUGGAAUAUAUUUCUACACACCAGAACAGGAAAAAGCAGCCAGAGAAUCCAUGGAGAGGCGCCAGAAGGUCCUUAACGGGAAGAUUGUGACAGAAAUCCUUCCUGCAAAGAAAUUCUACAGGGCAGAAGAGUAUCAUCAGCAGUAUCUUGAGAAAGGCGGACGCUUUGGUUUCAGGCAGUCUGCAGCUAAAGGUUGUAGUGACCCUAUUCGCUGCUACGGAUGACAUGGGUAAUUAUAAUCAACCAUCGAAAUCUGCAUGCCUGGUCGUUUCGGUCGAUAGAGUUGUUGAAGAUAACGAGUACUGCAUGUUAUGGUCUGUGUUAUGAGGCUAUGCCCUUCUUUGUAAUAUAAUUACAACUUGCAUAUUCAUAGUAAUCCACACAACUCAUCUGAUGGUUCUCUUUUGAUGUGA
Molecule: messenger RNA, 1001 nt
Organism: Musa acuminata subsp. malaccensis (wild Malaysian banana)
Lineage: Eukaryota; Viridiplantae; Streptophyta; Magnoliopsida; Zingiberales; Musaceae
Product: peptide methionine sulfoxide reductase A1
Biological process (GO): cellular response to oxidative stress
Cellular component (GO): cytoplasm
Molecular function (GO): peptide-methionine (S)-S-oxide reductase activity
Source: RefSeq, a predicted model, not a curated record